Messenger RNA from Liolophura sinensis, 2427 nucleotides. Its product is annotated as phosphatidylethanolamine N-methyltransferase-like. Bases 64 to 711 code for a protein of 215 amino acids. Gene Ontology annotation, biological process: phosphatidylcholine biosynthetic process. NCBI's taxonomy places the organism in Eukaryota, Metazoa, Mollusca, Polyplacophora, Chitonida, Chitonidae. Gene Ontology annotation, molecular function: phosphatidylethanolamine N-methyltransferase activity. The record is from RefSeq and is a predicted model, not a curated record. The transcript has 7 exons.
GUUUUUUUUUAAUCACGAGUGAAGCAGACGACAAAGGCAAGACAAACGCAGAGAGAUGGGAAAAUGAAGACAAACCUGUUGUGUUGUGGAGACGAGUCAUUCAUUGAUUUUAGCAAGGUGGAGAUUCCUUCUCUGACAGCAAAUCUGAGUGACCACAAUUUAUGGAUUGCUGUAAUCAGCAUAAUCUUUAAUCCUAUCUUUUGGAAUAUUGUAGCCAGAUCUGAGUACAAAACUCACCGUCUGACAUCUUUCUUUGGCUCUCCAUACAGAGGCUGUGUAGUUUUAGCCAGCACAAUAAUAGUGCUAGGGAUCUUCAGGGAUUGGAGGUUCCACCUUGCCUUACAGAGCCAGCCCCGCUGGUUUCUCCUGCAGCAGACCGGUUUUCUAUGGCUGGGCUAUUUCCUCAUUCUAACAGGAACCAUCUUGGUAUUUACAAGCUUCUGGGCCAUGGGCUUUUACGCUACUUUUCUGGGGGAUUACUUUGGCCUUCUGCUGGAUGACAGGAUCACAAGCUUUCCUUUUAACAUCAUAGACAAUCCCAUGUACUGGGGAUCAACACUGAACUUCUUAGGAACUGCCUUGAUACAGUGCAGUCAAACUGGAUUGUUGCUGACCACUCUUGUUGCCAUCAUGUACAAAAUUGCCAUCCUUUACGAAGGACCUUUCACAGAGCGAAUAUACAGUAGACGUUACGAGAAGAAACUGUGGUGAGGCAUCACUGUUGAGAUGAAUCGUCAUCAUUCUUACCAUUUCAUGUUUAGGAUCCCUUGAAUUUUCGCAAUUUGGGUUUAGUGGUCAAUUUUACAACUAUUCUAAAUCUUCGACGAAUUUAAGCCAUUUAAGAUUAUAUUUUAUAGAUGCAAUUUCAAAACAUUCAAGGGCUCAUAAGAUUUUGAAGACGAAAAUGUUGGAUCACAUACAGACUUCACAGAAGUGAUAAAACAAUCUGUCCUGUUCAGGUAACAUUCCCCUCUUACGCUAAGCACUGGUUGAAUUUGUCGAAAAUAUAGGGUACUGUAAUUUUUCAACCUAUUCACAUGUUUGCAAGGUGUUAAUUCAAACAUAUUCUGAGGACAUUAUUCUGUGUAGAUUGAUAAAAUUACACUUUUUGUGAUGCCCUGAAAUUGGCAAAUCCAAGCAAUGUAGUUUUGUCUCCGAAAUCAAAGUGAAAAACGUCAGCAAUAUUUUUAUGGGUUUUUUUUUUUUUGUUUUCAUAUUUUUUUCCCCAUGAAGUCCAAAUUGUGAAGUUGGAUAAAUUGUGUUGUUUCUGAAAGGGGAAUUUAAAUUUGUAAUUGUUCUAGACAACAUUGUGAUACAUUAAUCAAAUAUUGUAACCUGCGGAUGGUCAUGGGUUUCCCCUGGGCUCUGCCCGGUUUCCACCCAUCAUAAUGCUUGCUGCUGUCUUACAAGUGAAAUAUUCUUGAGUACGGUGUAAAAUACCAAUCAAAUAAAUGAAUCAAAUAUUUUUACAAGACUGUGUAAAGGCUUUUUAUAAUUUUUGUUUGGUAGGUAUGUUUGGGUUAUAUUGCUAAAACCUGACAGAAUUAAUGUUAGAAAGUUAUUACAAAAACUUGGUUUCAGAAAGUUUCUUGAAAGUACUCCACCAGUUUUAUGAUUCACCGGACAUUGCCUUGAGAACUCCAGCCUAUGUGACAAAUUCAUUGACACUGAUAGCCAAAUUGAGGUUGUGAAAGGAUAGUGAAAAUCGAGUUGUAACUUAUCAGAAGCACUGUCUGUGUCGUGUGAAAGGGAGGAGGCACCAGUUUUACUUCGUGUUUUACUAGUGAGUCGAUACUAAAAUGAAUUUAAAAGUAGAAUAAAAGUAAAACUGAAAACACCUUUUCAUUUUGUCCAAUCUGGUGUUAUCGUGAUUUUUCUUUUUUUUUCUUUAAGGCUAUCUAAUCAUGUAAACAUGUCAUCAAGAGGAAAAAUUGCCAAGAUGGUCUACAUUUUCCACAAAUUCAAUGAUUUUUAAAUUUUAUUUUUGCACUCUCCUCCAUCAUUGAAAAUGAUUUAAAUUUUGUUUUCAUUUUUAUCUACCAAAUUUAUGACUUCCAGGAGCAAUAUUGACCCCUGACCUUAGCAUGAGACAACACUGCUUCACCAAGCCUGUACAACUACUACAACAGACACGUGCCAUACAUGUAUGUGCAUUUUAUAUCAUCUAUGAUUUUAACACCAACAUCAAAUUUAUGACUAUUCUGCUUAAACAGAGUAAAUUGUUUUGAUUCUGCGAUUAUCAUUUUUUUUUUGCAAUAUCAGUAUUUAAAUGUACUUGUUGAUAUUUGUUUGUGUAUAGUAAUGUAUUUUAUUAUUAAACAAAAACUGGCAUGUUCAGAUUUCUUAAAUUAAGACUUCUGCAGCACAAUUACUAAAAGACACUGAGGGCCAUCCUGUUUGUAUAUUGUUGUUAUUUUGAGGGAAAUA